AUGCCGAUGAGCGUAAUCCGUGACAACGAGUUCAGCUUUCAAAUUCUCGCCCCUCUAGGUCUUUCCAUCUAUGGUGGCGCAGAUAUAGCUCCAUUACUCGGCGUUGCUAAAGAUAUCAAGGCUGGCGACAUGGCAGACUUCAGCGAUAAAUUUCAGGCACUCGCAAACCACACCAAGUUCCAGGCGCAAACGAUUGAGCACGAUCCUGUUAAUGCUCGCGAAACAUGGUUCGCAGCAGCAACCUACUAUCGUAUUGCCGACUUCUAUCUCCACGGCAAUUGGAGUAACCCACUCAUCGAUAGCCUUUGGAUCGAACAGACCGCUGCAUUUGAUAAGGCCAUUGCCGCACUUCCGGUACCCGGCCAGCGAGUGCAAAUUCCAGCCUCGGACGGUAGUUUCAUCGUCGAGGCGAUUUGGUAUGCUGCAUCUGCGGAUAAUUGUACUAAGCGACCUACCCUCAUUGUGGGCAACGGCUACGACGCUGCUCAAGAGGAUUCUUACCAUACAUUUUGUACUCCAGCCUUGGCGCGAGGGUGGAAUUGUUUGACCUACGAGGGUCCAGGUCAGCCUACCGUGCGCCGUAAUCAGAACAUAGGAUUUAUUCCAGACUGGGAGCGCGUGCUCACGCCAGUGGUCGACUAUCUUCUAUCAGGAAAAUCAGAUGCGGUUGAUGAAGCACGACUCGCGCUUGUGGGCUUCUCGAUGGGUGGCUAUCUUGCUGCUCGAGCAGCGGCUUUUGAGCCUCGUCUUUCUGCUGUACUCUUGGAUGGCGGUGUAUGGGAUGUGCACGAGGCCUUCACGGCACUACUAUCCCCCGAUCUACUUGAUCUGUACACCUCAGGCAACAAGAGUGCAUUUGACGAUGUUGUCAUAUCGGCACGCGAAGCUGGUCAGCUCCCUACAACCGUGGCUUGGGGUAUUGAUCAAGGUUUGUGGACAUUCGUCACACGCUCACCGUACGAUUUCCUUGAGAAGACCAAGCAAUUCACGCUCGAGAGCGUGGUGGAUAAAAUCAAAGCGCCAGUCUGGAUCGCCGAUGCUGAGUUCGAGGGGUUCUUUGUGGGCCAGGCAUCGAAAGUUAAGGCUGCAUUAGCUGAACGAGCAGAGUUCCACCUAUUCACAGGUGUAGCAGGUUAUCAUUGUCAAGUUGGUGCUGCACAGGAACUGACAAGAACGAUGUUCGCGUGGUUGAACAAAACGUUAAAGAUACACCGAGGGUAG
Boeremia exigua is the source of this 1221-nucleotide messenger RNA. RefSeq names its product Alpha/Beta hydrolase protein. The record is from RefSeq and is a predicted model, not a curated record. The transcript has 2 exons. NCBI's taxonomy places the organism in Eukaryota, Fungi, Ascomycota, Dothideomycetes, Pleosporales, Didymellaceae. Bases 1 to 1221 code for a protein of 406 amino acids.